Molecule: messenger RNA, 2092 nt
Organism: Anarrhichthys ocellatus (wolf-eel)
Lineage: Eukaryota; Metazoa; Chordata; Actinopteri; Perciformes; Anarhichadidae
Gene: rrp8
Product: ribosomal RNA processing 8
Exons: 8
Coding region: 162-1826 (554 amino acids)
Biological process (GO): rDNA heterochromatin formation; regulation of transcription by glucose; cellular response to glucose starvation
Cellular component (GO): chromatin silencing complex; nucleolus; rDNA heterochromatin
Molecular function (GO): methyltransferase activity
Source: RefSeq, a predicted model, not a curated record
ACCAACGUGGCUUUUGCUUUUGGCAAGAUUUUUUAAACAGCUAUUGAAUAUAUUUCCAUGUUUAUUCCAGAAAACCUUUUUAUACAAACACCGCCAUCAACGGAACAAGCCGUUUGAAGUAAAGUAGCUUCUGCCUCGAGACAGACUGUCCUCCGGGAAACAUGUUUAAUGAGGAUGAAGACUGGAGUGACGAACAAGACGCUCAGGUCCUGAGCAAAACGGUCCCCAGAAACACCCAGAAGGCGAGCAGCAGCACGGAUGUCAAGUCCAAGCUGGUUGGAAAGAAGAGCCUGCUACGGACCCUGCAGACACUCGGGUCAGUACCAGAGUGGAAGAACGACGACCAUCAGCAGAACAGCGACAGUGAGUCAGACGUGGUCCCAUCACCUGGCAAGAAGAAGAGGAAGAAGAAGAGGAGGAAGCGAAAGCAAGCGGAGACAACAGGAGAGCAGCAAGACAAUGGAGACUUGGAUCAGACGGUUAAUGAGGAGACACUUGCAACAAAAAAGAGGAAGAAAGACAACAAAUUUGUUAAGGCCCUGAAGUUAAAAAUCACAGCAAUGGGCGGCACAACGGAUGAACAGAUGAUCAAAUCCAAAGCAGAGGACGCGGAGAGAGUGAGCCGACAACAGUGGAAAACCAAAAUGAAGAACAAGAGGAAAUGUAAAAAUAAAUUCAGUCAGAAUAAGCCAGAGAAGGAAACCAAAAAAGCAGUAUCUGCAGAGCAGAACAAGCCAACGGAAGAAGUCAAAAUAGAUUCAUAUAGCAGCAGAAAAAACAAGAACGGUCAGACACCAGCCAAGAAAAGGAAAAAGCAAAGUAAACCACAGAAAAUGAAAAGGCCUGAAGAGGACACAGAUGUAUCCGCUACAACAGACACACAGACGCUCGGAGAGGAAAAGCAGCGAGUUGGUGGCAAAGUUGUAAAAAACGCAACUGAAUCUUCUGCUGAUGGAUCGAAACAGAAAGCAGAUGUACCUGAAGUGGAGAUCGCAGGUGAGCCGCCCAUCAAAAGACUGAAACUUGAGCUCAGCAAAGAACAGAUUCUGAAAAGAGAGAAGCUCCGGAAGUUGCUCCACAGACAGGAACCGGUCCAGCAGGAGAGUCCCGCGGAGACGAAAGACGAGCCCGCGGCCCCAGAAGAAGAGGCGAAAGAGGACCGCUCUGCCUCCCUGAGGUCCCGCAUGGAGCAGCGGCUGGAGUCGGCCCGUUUCCGAUACAUUAAUGAGGUUUUGUACAGCACGUCCAGCGGCGAGGCGAAGCGCAUGUUCAAGCAGGACCCACAGGCCUUCGGCAUCUACCACAGAGGAUACACGGCGCAGGUUCAGAGAUGGCCCGCCAAUCCACUGGACGCCAUCAUCUCUUACAUCCGACAAAAGCCUCCCUCUCUGGUGGUUGCAGACUUCGGUUGUGGCGACUGUAAAAUCGCGCGCAGCGUGAAGAACAAAGUGCACAGCUUCGACUUGGCAGCCGCCUGCAAUCUCGUCACAGUCUGUGACAUGGCCGACGUCCCACUUCAUGACGGCUCUGUGGACAUCGCCGUGUUCUGCCUCUCUCUCAUGGGAACCAACCUGGCAGACUUCCUAGCAGAGGCCAACCGUGUGUUAAAGAAGGGGGGAGUCCUGAAAAUAGCAGAAGUGGCGAGCAGGUUCGAGAACGUGCGGAACUUCGUCGCUGCGCUGGCAAGUCUGGGAUUCAAGAUGGUGACCAAGGACACAGAGAGCACUCAUUUCUACUCCUUUGAAUUAUUGAAGACGGGAGAGGCUCCAGAAAAUAUAAAGAAAUUUGGGCUGCAGUUGAGGCCCUGUCUCUACAAGAAAAGAUGAAUGUAUGUGAGGACUUUAUGCAAACAAUGUAUGUGUUAUACAGUGAUACUUUUGCUUUUGAAGCAUUGUGUUUGUGAAUGUGCAGCUUGGAUCUACUGUUUUCCAAAGCAGCAGUUGUACAUUUGUAUCUAAAUGUAUCGUUCUUUAAUUGCUACAUUUUGAAGCCUCUGUAGUUCACAGAUUUGAUGGGAGCUGAGUUAUCUGCAUUAAUCGUACAUGGUUUUUCAUGUAAUACAUCAAUGUAGAUAUGUGCUGAUCAGUAAAAA